AUGUCCACGGAUGAGCGGCACUUGACCUCCAGCUGUGGAUCUUUCAUCAAGACUGAGCCAUCCAGUCCAUCCUCUGGAAUCGACGCCAUUAGCCAUCACAGUCCUAGUGGCUCAUCUGAUGCCAGUGGUGGUUAUGGCAUCGCUAUAGGUGCCCAUUCUAAUGGCCUGGACUCACCACCCAUGUUUGGCAGUGCAGGGAUUGGUGGUGGGCCUUGCCGCAAGCGAUAUGACGACUGUGCCAGUGCUAUUAUGGAAGAUUCACCCACUAAAUGUGAAUAUAUGCUCAAUGCCAUCCCGAAAAGGCUAUGUUUAGUGUGUGGGGACAUUGCAUCUGGAUAUCACUAUGGAGUGGCCUCUUGUGAAGCAUGCAAAGCCUUCUUCAAACGAACAAUUCAAGGGAACAUUGAAUAUAGUUGUCCAGCUACCAAUGAGUGUGAAAUCACAAAACGGAGGCGCAAGUCCUGUCAGGCCUGUCGUUUUAUGAAAUGCCUCAAAGUGGGGAUGCUGAAAGAAGGAGUGCGUUUGGAUCGAGUACGUGGAGGCCGCCAGAAAUACAAAAGAAGACUGGACUCCGAAAGUAGUACUUAUCUGAGCUUACAGAUUUCCCCUCCAGCCAAAAAACCAUUAAGAUGGGCGGCCGAUACUAAAAUAGUCUCCCACUUGCUGGUGGCAGAGCCAGAGAAGAUUUAUGCUAUGCCUGACCCUACCAUGCCGGAAAGUGACAUCAAAGCGCUGACAACGCUCUGUGAUUUGGCAGACAGAGAACUUGUUGUGAUCAUUGGCUGGGCAAAACAUAUCCCAGGGUUUUCUAACCUUUCUUUGGGAGACCAGAUGAGCUUACUGCAGAGCGCCUGGAUGGAAAUCCUCAUCCUGGGUAUUGUGUAUCGCUCAUUACCUUAUGAGGAUAAACUGGUCUAUGCUGAAGAUUACAUCAUGGAUGAGGAACAUUCACGUUUGACAGGGCUCCUGGAGCUCCAUUUGGCCAUCCUGCAGCUGGUGCGGCGGUACAAAAAGCUGAAGGUGGAGAAGGAAGAGUUUGUCACUCUGAAGGCCCUGGCUCUCGCCAACUCAGAUUCAAUGCACAUAGAGGACAUGGAGGCAGUGCAGAAACUACAAGAUCUUCUCCAUGAAGCCCUUCAGGACUACGAGCUGAGUCAACGUCAUGAGGAACCACGACGUGCAGGAAAGCUGCUGCUGACCCUGCCUCUCCUGCGGCAAACAGCUGCCAAAGCUGUGCAGCACUUCUAUAGCAUCAAACUGCAAGGCAAAGUCCCCAUGCACAAACUCUUCCUAGAGAUGCUCGAGGCCAAGGUCUGA
Molecule: messenger RNA, 1317 nt
Organism: Protobothrops mucrosquamatus (brown spotted pit viper)
Lineage: Eukaryota; Metazoa; Chordata; Lepidosauria; Squamata; Viperidae
Gene: ESRRB
Product: estrogen related receptor beta
Exons: 7
Coding region: 1-1317 (438 amino acids)
Biological process (GO): regulation of DNA-templated transcription
Cellular component (GO): nucleus
Molecular function (GO): steroid binding; sequence-specific DNA binding; zinc ion binding
Source: RefSeq, a predicted model, not a curated record